AUGCCUGGACCCCAAGCGGACAAGCAAGGUUACACCAGCAUGUUUGACAAAAUUAACUUGGACAUGGUCCUGAAGAGCGACAGGCUGCUGAGGAGCUACUUUGAUUGUGUGAUGAACCGUAAACCUUGCACCGCGGAAGGAAGCGAACUCAAAAUAAUUCUUCCUGACGCAUUGAAGUUUGGGUGCUCCAAAUGCUCUGAAAACCAACGCGAAGGAAUCGAGAAAUUAAUCAAUUACUUAAUUGCCAAUAAGCCCGAUAUUUGGAAAGAUCUGGAGGAUCACCUCGACCCCAAGGGGAUCUACAAGCAAAAAUCCACGACAUCAGCAGAGAAGGGGGAAGUAGUUGGCGAUCGAAACAGGGCAAUGAACGAGAAUUGGGACAACUGCCAUCGACCGACUGAAGCCGGCGUUCGCAUCGAGUCGCCGAAACCACCAGUGUCCCACUUUUACGCUGCGCAGAACUGA
Molecule: messenger RNA, 465 nt
Organism: Cloeon dipterum
Lineage: Eukaryota; Metazoa; Arthropoda; Insecta; Ephemeroptera; Baetidae
Gene: Phk-3
Product: Pherokine 3
Exons: 3
Coding region: 1-465 (154 amino acids)
Source: RefSeq, a predicted model, not a curated record